Molecule: messenger RNA, 4056 nt
Organism: Tetrahymena thermophila SB210
Lineage: Eukaryota; Ciliophora; Oligohymenophorea; Hymenostomatida; Tetrahymenidae
Product: B-box zinc finger protein
Exons: 5
Molecular function (GO): zinc ion binding
Source: RefSeq, a predicted model, not a curated record
UUCGAAAACAAUAAAUAGAUAGAAACGAAAAUAAUGUUCAGAUAAGAUCCUUAUUCUAAGAUUCAAGGAUAGUUUGAUUAAAAUUGUUCAUUUUGCAAUACUCGAGUAGUAGAUCCACUUGUUUUAAACUGUAAUCAUGAAGUCUGUUUUAGCUGUGCAUGCUAAAAGGAAAAAAUAUGCUAGAAUUAAUAAUCAGCAUUUAUUGAAUGCAUUGUUUGCAAAAGUUGCACUUUCAUUAAUCAGCUUCAUUUUUCUAGUAGUCGCAAUAAAUAGAUUAGCCAUGGAUUUAAUAUACCAUAUGAAUAGCAAGAAAAGUAGAAAAAUAAUAAUGAUAGCAACUUUUAGGUUAGAGGAGAGUGCAAUUUCAUUAGAAUGGCUAGACAAUAAAGUAGUCUAACUAAUCUUCAUAGUAAAAGCAGUAAUGAAUAAUCUUAUGCCAUGGAUAAGUGCAUGAAUUAUUUAGAAUUAGGAUAAAAGGAUAAAAGCUAUAAUUUAGAUUAAAACUCAUAACUAUCUUAAACUGCUAUAAAACAAAGUUAUAAUUAAAAUAUUUUACAAAAAUGCUAAGCAAUCAAGAAAAAUAACAAUUAAUCUGCAUCACCAAAAGUGAUAGGAAGAUGCAGUAGUGAAUCUAAAUUAGUAAAACCAACUCAAAAUAUGAAUAACAGCAAUAACUACAAUAACAAUAAUAAAAAUUGUAAUGUUAUUAAUAGCGCUCAAAAAAUACCAAAUUUCAAUUAAUUAAAGUCUAACUAGAAUCCAUCCUCAUCCUAUCUUAAUAUCUUCUCAAGUCGCUAAAACUAGCAACAUUAGCAGAUGCCUUUCUAAUAAGAAAACUAUGAAAACAGGUCACUGAAAAACAACUGCAUAACUCCUGAAAAGAUAACUGAAAAGUUAUUAGACAUGUCACUAGUAGACUCUUCAAAUAGAUGCAAAAGUUAGAGAAAUUACACAAUCAGCCCAAAUAAAUUUAAUGCUGAAUCCCCGAUAUAUCAACAGAAUAAUACUUACCAGAAGCCUUAAUUAAGCAGCGAUAAGUUAGAAUAAUAAAUUCCUAUACUUUAGGACUAGAUGCUAAAAUAGAAGAACAACGAUUCAUUAAAUUAAAAUUGCCUUACUUAAAGUUAAAUUAAGAAAAAUAAUAUAGAAUUAAGUGAAUGUAUUGAGCACAAAGAGCCAUAUAGCUUAUUUUGUGAAACAGACAAAAGAUUGUGUUGUGUGAACUGUGUCUACAAGGGAUAAGGGAGCCACAAGAACCAUAAUGUGAUGCCUUUAAAGCAGUCAUUUAAUUUACUAAAAUAAGAACUAGGUAAUUUUAAAUCUAAACAAAAAGACAAGCUGCACUAAAUAGACGAAGCAAUCAGAAUUCAAACUUUGAAUAAGCAGGAAAUGCUUAAGACAUUUUUAAGCUUUAAAGAAGUAGCAAAUAAGGAGUUUCAAAAAUUGAUUUAAGCUAUUUAGCAGAGACAGUAAGUAGUUCUGGAGGAAAUAAAUUCAUCAUUCUCUUAAAAACUUCUAGAAACUGAUGACAACCUUAAGUAACUUUAAGAAAUUAGAGUAGAAUUCAAAAACUUUAAAGAGAUAGAUAGCUAAUUAAAAAACGGAAAUUUCUAACAACAAGUUAAGGUUUAUUCUGCAAAAUAGUAGCUUUCUAAAUCUCUUAAAGUAUUUGAGGGGAUAUAAAUUAUAGAAAAUACCAAAGAAGAAAUAAAUUUAUUUGAUUUCUAAACUAAGCACCAACUAUUACAAGAUAUAAACUAGCUUGGUAGAAUCAAAAAUACUAAAAAAAUAACUCACAAUUAAGCUCAACAAAAGUCCACUUAUUCAUCUAAUUGCAAUAUUUUGAAAUCCUCUUCCUCUUUUAUUGGAAGCAACUAGAAAGCGAAAAUGGAAGAAGAUAACAUUAUUGAUUUAAGUUAAAUGCAACAUUUAGAAUAGACUACGCAAAGAAAUUUAGAUUUAAAGUUAAGUCUAAAUGCAGCUGGUGUGAGAGCAUCUCUAGAAACACCUAGUGGGUAAAACUCUGUUAAUUCUAGGUAACGAAACCAAUCGAAUACCUAAAAAUCAAAUUCUCUAUCACAAACAAAUUUUUCAAAUUAAGUUUAACAACAAUAACCAAAAAUAAACGUGAAUUAAAUAAUUUAGAGUAUUCCUCACACAAAUAAUAUCUUACCCGCAAAGGACUAGAUUCAAAAAUAAAAUAACAUUACUCCUCCUUAAAUGGAUUAUAAUAUGAAUAUUUUUGUAGCUGAUCAACUUAAUUAAUAGAACACAGUUUAAACAGAAAGAUAGUCAUGCUCAUCUUAAGUUUCAAAAAAAAGUUUUAUGUUUAACGAUAAGCCUCCUUUGAAUGUAAUCAAGAAACAGUAAAGCAAUUUUAAAAUGUAAACAACAAAUGAUGUAAAUUUGAAUGGAACACCAAACAUUUAAUUCAAUCAAUGUUUAAAUAAUUAAAUCAAGGAUAAUUAAGUGAAAUAAACUAAGGAGAACCACCCAUCUUCCUCACUCUUUUUAUCGAAUGAUGGAAGUUAUUUAAAUAUUUAAUCUCAAAAUAAUGUAAAUAGAAACAUGCCUUUAGAAGCUUAAACAAACAAAAGUGAGGCAUCGAUACAAAAUUAAGUAUUGUAUUAGACUUAAAGUGGUCAUUACUCCACUAAAAAGACUUAAUACAGUUCUCUUUCUCAAAACAAUCAAAAUAAUGGAAAAUUUGCUUCACUUACAGCACAAAUUAAAUAAAUAACUUAAAAUGUUCCUGACUUUUUUGAAAAUGAUGACCGUGACGUCAUUGAAAUACAAGAAAGUGAUAAGGAAAACGCAUUGCAAGAGCCUGAAGAAUAAAUGAGAUAUCUUAAUUCUGUAAAUUCAAAUUUAGAAUAAAAAACUACCUAAUCAAAGUAAUAAGAAAAUUUCAACCUUACAAAGAAUUCAACUAUAGUAAAACAAAGUUAUUUAAUUAAAUCGACGACUGAUGAUUUUAACAGUCCAAUAGUGGCUACUUUCUAAUAAGAAGCAAAGUAAAGACCUUCUAUCCAAAAAAAUGUGCCAUAAAAUAUUUAAUAAAAUAAAGUUUUUGAGGAUAAAACUUAUUAGAUAUUAAACCAAACACAGUAAAACAGCAGUUUUAACAACAAUAUAACAAAUUCAUGUCUGCUUAAUAUGACUCAAAUGUCUAACAAGCAACAGCUAGAAAACAUGAAAAAUUUUUAAAACUCUUGCAACAAAAGCAAUACAAGCUAAAUACAAAACAAAAAAAUCAAUGGCAGUAAAUAGUUUUUUAAUGAUGAAAGCAUGGAAAACAGUUGUGAAGGAAACAAAGAAUUAAUCCAGUAACUAAAUGCAGAAAUACUUAACGAGAAUUUUACCCUCGAAAGUGAUUAAAAAAAAGUUACUUUAUGUGCAUAAUUAAUUGAAAGUAAGAAUUUAAAAGUAAAUGACUCUGAUCAGGUUGGAAAUAUUAACUCACAAUAAUUUAAUAAUUAUACCUGUAAUAAUUUCUAAUAGAAUAAUCAAUCUAUUCUAUUUAAUUAAUCAAAAAUAUUAGAUUCUCAAAGUAGAAAUUAGCUUUUAGGAAUUUUACCAUUCAAAUUGAGAUCAAGUAAUCUAAUUUAUUCUAUGAAAGAAGAUAAAUUAUCAUCAGAUGAUUUUCAUGAAAAAUGCGAUGGAAGAGGACCUUACAUUAUUUUAAUUAAAGCUAACUCAUUCAUAUUUGGCUAUUAUUCUCCUAUUUCAUUCGUUUAAUGUGAUAAAUACAUAACAUGUUCUAACAGUUUUAUUUUUUCCCUAAGCAAUAUCUAUAAUACUUCGCCUUUAAUAUUCCCUAUUAAGCAAGAUAAGAAGUUCAUAGCACUCUAUCAGAGCAUUAAGAAUCCUUGUUUAGGAAGCACUCUAUAGAACAAGCAAGAUUUAUGGAUCAACUUUGAUGACCCAAGAAACUCAGUCUCAUGUUUAGGUUAUGCUUACUAAUUAGAUGGUUAAUAUGAAGGAAGCAAAAUAUUAGCUGGGUAAUACACAGAUUGGAAUGUGCAAGGCAUAGAAGUCUACUAAAUAACAUAAUGA